Peronospora matthiolae is the source of this 408-nucleotide messenger RNA. The record is from the annotation of a GenBank genome assembly. Lineage: Eukaryota; Oomycota; Peronosporomycetes; Peronosporales; Peronosporaceae.
AUGGGACCCGAGAAAGGUCGAGAAGGGCGAUGGAUAGACAAGGCUGGCAAGAUUUUCAGCCUUCGAAUCUUUCCACCUCCUCCUCCGCCUCAGCACACCUUCCUCCUCCCCAUACGGAUCCUCAACAAGCUUGAUGAUUUCGGCAUCCAGCUCGCACUCCUCCUCCUCAGCCGGAUUGAGAAGAGAAGCGCGACAUGGGAUUGGAGCGGAGCCCUUCAGCGCCGAAACAAGAUCCUGUUCCACGCGCUCUCCUCUACCAGCAGCUGCUCCUCCUGCUGGGCGCGCCAACAGUCCCUUCGUUUUCACCCCCACCAGUCGCAGAGCGACCCCAUGAGUCCCGAUGAUGGAAGCAGUGGCGUUGUGGCACUGAAAUCUCGCCCACGCAGCCAGCGACCAACCAUGCCGUGA